AUGCAAGCUCCAUUCAUGCCCUGUAUCCUUGAUAAUUAUCUUCUAAAAAGUGCUCAUUCAAUAGGAUCAGGGAUCAAUAUCCUACAAAUUAAUAAAUUAAAAAAAACUAUGAAAGGGAAGUAGAAGUCUUUCACUAUGUAUUAGUAUUAGAAUUAUGUGAUUGUAUUUUUUUUUAAAUAGCAUCUCUAAAGUAAUAUUUAGAACAUUGUUCUUCUAUUAAUGAAGAGCAAGCCCUCGAUAUAUUUACCUAAAUUUAUAAUGGAUUUUCUUGGUAAAUGGUUAUUAAGUAAUUUUAGUUUAUAAAAUCAAAAAUACUGUCAUAGACAUAUUAAACCAUAAAAUAUAAUGAUCAAAAAUAGUUGUAUCAAAAUAAUAGAUUUUGGUUUUUGUAAGAAAUUAAACUAUCUCGAAAAUAUUUAAUAACAUACAAAAGUCGGAACUUAAGGAUAUCAAGCCCCAGAAAUUAUGAGAGGGGAUUAUGACCCUCAAAAAUCAGAUAUUUAUUCAUUGGGUAUUGUUUUUUUAUGAAAUCCUUUAUGGAUUGUAAAAGCUUUAGAAUCCUCAAGAAUUUACAUAUUCUUUAGAUAAAAAAGUUAGCGAAAUGACAAAGACUUUAAUUUAAAUGAUGCUAUAAAUUGAUUCUAAUGACAGGAUUACUUGGAAAGAUAUUGGACCCUUUUUGAAUGCAAUAAAAAAUAAUUUUGGGGGUGAUAAAGUUUAUUAGAUGUAAUUAGAUGAAAAUUUAGAAUAAAAAUUUAAUAUUUUAUAAUAGACUCUUUUAUAAUGUCAAAAAUUUAGCAAGGAAAUAAAUAAUUAUUCUACUUAAACUUUAAAACUUUUAUUAAUUAAAAAAGUGAUUUUAGAAUUUGAAUAAAAGAAAUUAGAACUUGAAGAAUAAAAAGAAAAAUUAGAAAAUGCAAUCAAAUAGGUAUAAGAUGAUUUAGAUUUUUCGUUACAAAAAUUAUAGAUGCUUUUUUUAAAAACAAAAAUAAAUAAAUUAAUAUCAAAUUUAGAAGAUUAAAGAUAAAGAUCUCAUAAUGAAAAUAGAGAGAUUUAUCAUGAGAAAAGAAUUUUAGUAAGUGAAAUGAAUAAUAAUUUCUUCAUAAAGGAUUUUACUUAUUUGAAUGAAGAGCUUUUCAAUGAAUAAUCUAAAAAUUGUAAAUAAAAUUUAGAAAAAGAAAUAAAUUAUUGUUUCUCAUUAUUCUUCAAUUCUGAAUUUGUUUUAAAUAAAUAUUCAUUGUAAAUUAAAAUGUUGAAAAUAAAUAUCUUAAUAAUUGUAAAUUCAGAAAAAGAUUUUGUAAAAAUAAAUUAAUAAAAUAGAGUUAAAUUAAGGAUGAAUUAUUCAAUAACUAAUUAAUAGAUAAUAAAGAGCUUAGCAUUAUAGAAAUAAUUAAAAAAAUAUAAGAUGAAAAUUAGGCUGAAAAAUUUGAAAAAAGUCUUUUAAAUUUAUAUUAAGCUAAAUUAUUGUGCUAAUGA
This is a messenger RNA of Paramecium sonneborni, 1476 nucleotides long. Lineage: Eukaryota; Ciliophora; Oligohymenophorea; Peniculida; Parameciidae. The record is from the annotation of a GenBank genome assembly.